Molecule: messenger RNA, 1492 nt
Organism: Owenia fusiformis
Lineage: Eukaryota; Metazoa; Annelida; Polychaeta; Sabellida; Oweniidae
Source: the annotation of a GenBank genome assembly
AAAACUACUUUAUUCCCUCCGCACUGUGAAUGACCUUGAAUUUCAUUGGUCAAAAUUCAACACCGCCACAUUUUGACAUCUGGAAAACGUGCAUUUAUCGCUCCGUUUCAUUAACUGUUUACAUCGCAACAACGCACCAAAUAGCAUCACUGAUUAGCGUAACUGCCUGUGGAGUAUCAUAGGUACAUCUAGGCAAAAUCGGAGAAGAAACCAUGGUUGUGUUGACGAGUUUUCCUAUUCCAAAUGUGGGCAUUGUUCAUCAAGAAGAAAAUUGUUCUUCUCAAGUUGAUGAUCAUAACUUUGGGAAUGGAACAUUGUUUAUCACUGAGAACCAAGUAUCAUGGUUGAGUGCGGAAGGAACAGGAUUUUCACUGGACUAUGAACAGAUUUCUCUCCAUGCUGUAUCACGCGACACAACAACAUUUCCAGAAGAAUGUCUCUACCUCAUGAUAGAUGGAAAACUCACAGAUGACAGGGAAAGUGGGGAGGAUGCUGAGGAUGAUGAUGAUGAUGAGAGUGCAACUACUGAUGUAAGAUUCAUACCACAGAACAAAGAAACCUUGGAUACAAUGUACAGAAAUAUGUGUGAGUGCCAAGCAUUGCACCCAGACCCCGAGGAUGUUUCUAGUGGAGAUGAGGAAUUAGGGGAGGAAGAAGAGGGAAUGGAAGAGCCAGGAGAAGAUGGAGAUGUAGGACAUGAACCAUUCACAGGAAGUCUUGAGGGUUUUUACACAGCAGAGAACAUUGGAGAUGGGGAUGGGGAUAUACAGUUGUCAAUACAAGGACAGGCAACUCUAGCAAGACUAGAAAACAUGCUGGCCAAUAGCCAAGCAAACAUGCCUGUAAAUGGCACUGCCCCCACAGAAUCUAUGGAAACAGGACAAUUUGAAGAUGCCCAAUCAUAGCAGUGUGACUUGUUAUUAUGUACAGAUCACAAUAAAAUUGUACAUUGAAAGUAACGAGUGCUACAGGAAACUGUUGCCAACGAGGCACUGAAUAGACAGAGAUGCAAUCAUACUAUUAUAUACAGUACCUGAAUCUGAUCUAAGACACCUUUGUGAGUCAUGCGCUACUGGACACAUUCUGAACACAGUUUGUCUUUGGGGAGAUACUAUUUGUUGGACUUUUAGAAACACAAAGGUACAAUUAUAUGUAAGUAAAACAAAAUUAAAUUAAUUUGGGGAUGUUAUGCUACACACAUACCUCUACAUUAUACAGAAUGUCAGUUAUAGUUUAAAUAGUUCAAGAAUUAACAGCUGAGCUGAAUACUCAAUUUUGAUUUUUAAAUUUGAAAAAUGUUAUUACUGUUUUUAAAUGUUUAAAAGACAAUGUUGUCACUCUGUAAUCUUGUUCUUGUAUAUGCAAGAUAUUUUGCCAAAACCAAAUCUUCCAACAUAUGGACGUUUGUGUUAUAACAAUGUACUCUAGAACUAAAAAUGAAUAAAAAUCUAUUUUUGUAUAUUUAGAAUCACGUGUUAAUUGCUUUACCCAU